GUAAAUAAAAAACAUAACCUCACUUUCGUCGAUGAAAAAGUUGUUUUUAAAAUGUUUUAUCAUUUUUAUCGCACUUUAGCGAUUGUUGCAAACAAAACAUCGUCGUUGCUUCGAUGAAAAAGCGUUGACAAUGCCCGUGGGACCAAACGUAGCUGAAACUCCGAGAUUCGCCAGAUUUCGCAAAUUCACCGAGACAUUAUUCUACAUUCUACUAUUAUGCCUCGUUUAUCCGAUAACGUUCGAUCAAACGGAACGCACAUUUCAAACGUAUUUGCGCAAUUUCAACAAGUCUUACGAAAACGAAGAAGUUUACCGACAGAAAUUCGAAGCUUUUAAGGAAUCCCUAAGGCGUAUAGAUGAACUAAACUCAUACAUGAAAGAUGGUUCAAUCGUAUACGGAUUAACUAAAUACUCAGAUAUGUCCCCAGAAGAAUUUUCGAGUUCCAAAUUAGUUUACAAACGACCUUUCCAACCUAUCGAAAGCCUCUCAAAGAGGUCUUUAAACGAAUUGAAAUUUAGCAAAUUCAAUAAUCUACCUCUCAAAGUAGAUCUAAGAGAGAAGAAUUACGUAUCGGAAGUACUAACGCAAGGUUCUUGCGGAGCUUGUUGGGCCUUCUCCGUUAUAGGAAUCAUCGAAUCCACUAAAGCUCUACAAGAUGGUAACCUAACGAAAUUAAGUAUACAACAAAUGAUCGAUUGCUCGUACUACAAUUUCGGUUGUACGGGCGGCGACAUUUGCUCGUUAUUAGAUUGGCUAGUGACCUACAACAUCGAGAUCACCACCGAAGAGGCCUAUCCUCUCAAACUACGAACCGAACCGUGCAACCCUCCGAGAUCCAAUCGAACGACCAAGCUCCGAUCGUACGAUUGCCGCAGCUUCGUGCAAAGAGAGCAGCUCAUGCUGCACCACGUGGCGACCCGCGGCCCCCUGGCGGUGGGAAUCAACGCGGAGAGUUGGCAGCACUACAUCGGGGGCACCAUUCAAUAUCACUGUUCGAACGUGGCCUCUUCUUUGAACCACGCGGUGCAGAUAAUCGGCUACGAUCUAACGGCCCCCGUGCCUUAUUACAUCGUGAAGAACUCCUGGGGGGAGGAUUUCGGCGAGAAGGGCUACCUGAAGGUGGCUGUGGGAAGGAACCUGUGCGGGCUGGCGCACGAAGUGGCCUCCGUUAGGGUGUUGUAAACGCCAUGUUGAUAUUAUUGUACCUGUUAUAAGAUGAAUAAAUCGAGUUAUAUAGUU
Phyllotreta striolata is the source of this 1240-nucleotide messenger RNA. NCBI's taxonomy places the organism in Eukaryota, Metazoa, Arthropoda, Insecta, Coleoptera, Chrysomelidae. The record is from the annotation of a GenBank genome assembly.